This is a messenger RNA of Daphnia carinata, 1797 nucleotides long. Its product is annotated as baculoviral IAP repeat-containing protein 7-like. NCBI's taxonomy places the organism in Eukaryota, Metazoa, Arthropoda, Branchiopoda, Diplostraca, Daphniidae. Gene Ontology annotation, biological process: negative regulation of apoptotic process; positive regulation of protein ubiquitination; regulation of cell cycle. The record is from RefSeq and is a predicted model, not a curated record. The transcript has 7 exons. Gene Ontology annotation, cellular component: cytoplasm; nucleus. The coding region runs from base 53 to 1570 and encodes 505 amino acids. Gene Ontology annotation, molecular function: ubiquitin protein ligase activity; cysteine-type endopeptidase inhibitor activity involved in apoptotic process.
UCAGGGUUUCAGGGUUGUGUUCUGACGUCGUACGUACGGUUCUGUUUUCAUCAUGCCCCAGGAAUGGAUAGUUCUUAAACGAGAAGAUAUUCGUUUACGAACUUUCAAUGAACAUUUUUCUGCUACAUUUUUAAACCCACUUGUAUUAGCUAAGGCUGGUUUCUUCUAUGUUGGGGUUGAUGAUCAGGUUCAGUGUGCAUUCUGCAGAGGAGUGGUGAAAGAUUGGGAGGUAGAUGAUGACCCAAUAAGAGAACAUCAGCGACUAUUUCCGUCAUGUCCUUUUGUACUGGGUUUACCCGUAGGAAAUGUACCCUUGGGUGAAGAUCAGUCGCCUCAUGCCUUGGUUGAGCGGGCAACCUCUCUGCCUGUUCCACAGCAAAUGAACACAGGAUUUGGAGCCACACACCAUUUUACUUCACAAAUGAGACCAAAUGCCUUCCCAGAUACAGAACUGAGAUCUUCAGAAAACAUGCAGUUAAAUGCUUUAGUUGGAGAAAACUUAGAAGAAUUGGGUAUAACAAAACAUAGCGGGCCACGUUACAUAACAUACGCUACCCUUGAUGCACGAUUAAAAAGUUAUGGCCAUUGGCCACCUCAACUAAAGCAGACUCCGCGGGCGAUGGCUCAGGCCGGCUUCUUCCAUCUUGGUACAAAUGACCAUGUAAAUUGUUUUCAUUGUGGAUCGGGAUUAAGAAACUGGGAGCCAGAAGAUGACCCAUGGCUUGAGCACGCUCGCUGGUUCCCUCAGUGUCGUUUUGUAAUGUUGAUGAAGGGUGAACAGUACAUCAAAGAAGCGACCGAAUCAAUGUCUGCUCCUAAAGUUAGGCACUCCCUGGCGACUUCAGUGGGUAGUCAACCUUCCCCACCAAGGGAGAUUUCUGAGGCCGAGUUGCGAAUUUUACUAGGCACCCCCGUUGUACAGACCGUUUUAGCAAUGGGUGUGGAUCUUUCGCGCGUUAAGCAGGCCUUGAAAUACCAAAUACGCAAUACUGGGCAGCCUUUCGGUACUGUUGAUUCACUUCUCGAAGCAGCUAUUGAGUUCCAGCAUUACAAUGAACAUCGCCAAUCAUUGGAAAAUGGCAACUAUGAGGAUGUGGAAUGGCCAUCGACCACAUCUUUGCCUUCAGUUGGCCGGCAUUCUUCUUCAGCAGAAAACACGAGGGAAGAAAAUUCCAUUUCACUUUCUGGGAGUGAUGCCCGUAGAAGAAUUACUCAUGAAGAUGCACCGUUGUCCUCGCAAAUCAGAUCUGAAACACAUGCGCAUCGGGAAGUCGCAAUUCCAAAGGUGCUAGAAAACUCCGAAAAAGCAACAGGAAAUCUCGGUAUAUCAGAAGUAUCAGCCCAGCUUGGUAGCCAAUGCAAUGAAACUGAUAGAACUCAAAUUUUAGAGGAGGAGAUACGACGCCUUAAGGAAGCGCGUCUCUGCAAAGUGUGCCUUGACGAGGAAGUAUCAAUUGCAUACAUUCCUUGUGGGCACAUAGUAACAUGCGUACAGUGUGCAGCUGCAUUGGAACAUUGUCCUUUGUGCCGAAAAAACAUUAAGGGCACUGUACGCAUCUUCUUGUCCUAAAUCCGUUUGGAACGAUACGUUUGCUAACGCAGUUAUUAAACAAUAGGACCCCCAGUAUGAUGUCCACAGUAAAAUCCUAAGCUUUGAAAAAUUUACCAUUUUGUAAAUUGAGAAAUUUCACUGUUAAUAAGUGUUUGGUACAGAUCCGGUUUAGUUUUUACCUAAACUAUUGUAAAUUUCCUGAAAACCCACCGGCUUUAGUCUCAAAUAAAACGAAACAUCUCCUA